UGUCGUUCGUUCCUGUCGGCGCCUCUUUAGGGAUUGCACAGGCUGAAACGGAUGUUGUGCGAAUGUCAAAGAUGGCGUUUCACAUGUCAAGGCGACUAUUUGUUUCAUAAUCUACUUCUGGGCAUUUUCCUCGAUGCCGCACCGCUUGACUGGACGGUAACACAUCGACUGGAGUUUGCUUGUAGUUUAUGAAGACGGAGAGAUGGCGGCUUUAGGAGAAAUAGGUCGACACGUCCGGCUGCUGUUCGGUCAAGUUCAGCGGUGCCGUCCGGCGGGCCAGCAGUACCUAACGACUCGGGGUGUGAGCCGGGCCGCCGCCGAGCCGCAGCCCGCGGAGGAGGAGCCGCAGCCCGGAGCCGUGAGCCCGGCCUUCGUCAACAGGAACCCGCGGAACCUGGAGCAGAUGGCGCUGGCAGUGAAGGAGAGAGGCUGGAAGACAAGCUGGCCGCACAAGGAGUUCUACCACAGGUUGGUGUUUUCUCGCUCGCAGCACCACGUGACCGCUGAAGUGUUCUCCAGCAGCUCCCCGGUCCCGGUGUUGUCCUGCUCCACCAAGGAGUGGGCCGUGAAGCAGGAGCUGGCCUCCACAAACUGCGUGGCGGCGUGUCAGGCCGUGGGCGAGGUGCUGGCACACCGAUGCCAUCAAGCCGGCAUCACCAGGAUGGUGUACCGGGCAAUCCCCUGGCAGUACCGCUCCGAUGCUGUUCAGGCUUUCAGGACGGCGAUGAAAGGGGGAGGAAUCAUCCUCAGUGAACCCAGAAGGAAAUACAUUGGGACUUGAAUUUAAUUGUUGUCGCUUGACUUUAUUAUUUUGUAAACCGUCUCAGUAAAGCUCACACUUGCAGCAUUGCUUUGCUCUGAAAGCGGCUCACAUCACGUUAGGCCAGCGAGGCACAUCAUAACAUGGCAACAUGAACAGAAUGAAAAUGAUCAUGUGAUGAAAGCGAGGACUGCUUGUCCCUGUGCUGUCUCUCUUGUUUUGGAUGUUAUGUUUAUAAAUGAUUUCUACUCUCAUAUAUUACUGAAUGAAUAAACAACCAAAACAG
This is a messenger RNA of Myripristis murdjan (pinecone soldierfish), 1046 nucleotides long. It is a transcript of the gene mrpl18, whose product is annotated as mitochondrial ribosomal protein L18. The transcript is spliced from 4 exons. Bases 203 to 781 code for a protein of 192 amino acids. Gene Ontology annotation, molecular function: structural constituent of ribosome; 5S rRNA binding. Gene Ontology annotation, cellular component: ribosome; mitochondrion. NCBI's taxonomy places the organism in Eukaryota, Metazoa, Chordata, Actinopteri, Holocentriformes, Holocentridae. Gene Ontology annotation, biological process: translation. The record is from RefSeq and is a predicted model, not a curated record.